GCGUCAUCAGAGUCAAAGUGCUUUGAGAUUUAUAGUUCAUAGUGAAAGUGAAAGAUCAUUUACAAUUUUCCAUACAAUGUAAUAUGUUGAUAUGAGUGUGUUUUUGUUCCAUUAAUGCAUCCAGAGUGAAAGCAAUCGAACAUUGGUGUAGACGUCAGUAGAAUAAGCUUACAUUGUAUAAAAGUCCAACUUUAAGAUCCCAGCUAAGGACGGUCUUCCCAACCCGCCUUGCCCUUAUUCCCAGCCUGAUGUGGGAGGAGCAAAUUGGGAUGUUGACCCAUUUUCUCUCUCUCUCUCUCUCUCUCUCUCUCCUUUUCUACUCCUCAUGUUGAAAUAUGAAACCUGGACCAUUUCAGUCCAGCUUGUCCCACGGGCUCCCAGAUCUUCCAAUGCCAACAACUCGCCGCUUCUUCUUAACUCCUUUUUUUGUUGCCCCCGUUCGAACAUGUUUUGACACUCUGACAGGAAACUUCUUUUUUUCGCCAUUAUAAAUCGUUUUCACAAAGACUCCAGCUGCAGUUUUUUCUUUUGUCUUUCUUGCAUCGCGCUCAUUUUAAAGCUGACUCUGGGAUGUGAGAACAUUUGUAUCCGUGUGUUUUUAAUCCAAGCCAUUCAGGGAAUACUUUUAUUUUUUUUUGCAACAAAGAAGAAAUGGUGCCAAGAUUGUUGUGGAACAUGUCUCUUGUUCUGGUUUUGUUUGGAUUAUUUUUGCUCACUUCAUCUGCCAGAGGCGAACCCGAGCUGCCGGAGGAGGAGGAGGAGGAAAGUUCCUGCCAGGGCGCUUUUGACCUCUAUUUUGUUCUUGAUAAAUCCGGCAGUGUGAAGGAUCACUGGAAUGAAAUCUACGAUUUUGUGGAAAAUUUAGCAGAAAAAUUCAAAAGUCCCAUGCUUAGGAUGUCAUUCAUAACAUUCUCCUCUCGAGCAUUCACCAUCCUCAAACUUACUGAGAGCAGGGUGGACAUCAAAAAGGGGCUGAAUGCUCUUAAAAGAGAGAUUCCAGGUGGAGAUACGUUCAUGCAUCUUGGACUGCAUAUGGCAAAUGAGCAGAUCUACCAUGAGAACUUUGGCAAGGCCAGUGUGAUCAUCGCACUCACGGAUGGAGAGCUGCAAGAAGGCCAACUUAUCUCUGCGCAGCAACAGGCCGAGCGGGCCAGGUCCCUUGGAGCUAUUGUGUACUGCGUUGGCGUCAAAGACUUCAAUGAGACGCAGCUGGCGACCAUCGCAGAUACCAUCGAGCAUGUGUUUCCUGUUUUGGGCGGCUUCCACGCCCUCAGGGGUGUUAUUGAUUCGAUUAUCAAGAAAUCUUGCAUUGAGAUUUUGGCUGCUGAACCCUCCAGUGUGUGUGCUGGAGAGUCUUUCCAAGUGGUGGUGAGGGGAAACGGGUUCCUCCAUGCCAGGAACAUCAACCAGGUGCUGUGCAGCUUUAAAAUCAACGACACCAUUACAAUCAAUGAAAAGCCUGCUGGUGUGGAGAACACGUUCUUGCUGUGUCCGGCUCCUGUCAUUGAUGAAGUCGGGAAGGUGAUUUAUCUCCAAGUGAGCAUGAAUGAUGGUCUGUCUUUCAUCAGCAGCAAUGUGCACAUCACCACCACAGAGUGUUUUGAUGGCACCAUUCUCCUCAUCACCCUGCUGGUGUUAUUUCUCCUGUUGGCCUUGCUCAUCAUGUGGUGGUUCUGGCCUCUCUGUUGCACGGUGGUGAUCAAAGAACCUCCACCUCCACCUCCUCCUGAGCCUGAAUCAGAUGAUGAAGAUGGUCUACCAAAGAAAAAGUGGCCCACUGUGGAUGCCUCAUAUUAUGGAGGAAGAGGAAUUGGAGGCAUCAAGAGGAUGGAGGUGCGAUGGGGCGGAAAGGGCUCCACCGAGGAAGGGGCAAAGCUGGAGAAACCGAAGAACGCCGUGGUAAAAAUGCCAGAACAGGAAUACGAACCCUUCGAGCCAAAGCCCAAGAAAUCUCCCAAAAAGGCGCCUCAAAACCGAAAGUGGUACACACCCAUCCGGGGUAAACUGGACGCUAUCUGGGCUCUGUUUCGCCGUGGUUAUGACCAGGUCUCUUUGAUGAGACCCCAGCCUGGGGAUCAUGGUCGAUGCAUCAACUUCACAAGAGUGAAAGAAGGCUCCCUGUCAGCCAAGUCGGCGCCCCGCUCCCCAAUUCACAGGCCCUCACCGCCUGCACCCAACUACCGCCCCCCCACCCGCGCCACCCCCGAGUCCCCUACCAUCUCCAGCCCUCCCGCCAAAGCACCCCCCGUGGCUAAUCUACCGCCGGGACCCCCUCCGUCCCGCACGCCCCCCGGCCUUCCCUGUCCACCGCCAUCGCGUCCGCCGCCCAGCCUGCGACCAUGAAUGACCCAGGUAAAAGAUGCCACACCCCACACCCCCCGUCCCUGAUGGACUCGCUUGGGCUUCACUGACUGACUGGUUGACUUUCAGUCUGAUAGUUAGUCCUCCAGCCAUGGAUCCUUCUGCUAUUCACCAAAGAUCAUCUUCAUGAUUGGGUAAGACUGUCAGGAUGAUAAUUACAUCAUCAAUGAGGCCUUCAGUGACUUCGUAUGUUUGCAAAUUUCUAUGCAAAUAACUCCAAAGAGUGUUGACUAAUGUGAGAGUCACAUUUUAAGGGAAGCUGUCUUUGCGUUCUUUCUUGGAGUCCACCAUUUCCAAAAACAAGCAUUCUGGUCAAUGAAAGAAAUGUAAAAUGGCCGACAGGGGCCAACAUCCCAACACUCAGAAAUGAUCUCGAACGCACCGUGAACCAAAUACAACAGGAAAAUGCUACAGUCACAUAGAAACAUGGAAACAAACAGCAGUUAUCUUAAUAAAUAAUCAUAAUAAAGACGAUAAUAAAGUUCAAAUAUUAGGAUUUUGAAAUGCUAAUAUUGUGAGAAAAAAAGCCAUCAUUUUUUGAGAAUAAUACAUAAAUAAUACAUAAAAAUUUUUUAAAAAAUACAUUUAAAAUACAUUUUAAAAAUCACAUUCAAGUUGAAAUAAGAAAGAAAAAAUAUUAAAGAUAUUAAAGGAACAAAACAAAAAUAAAGUUGCAAUUUUUGGUUGCAAAUAGGUUGCAAAAAAAAUUGUAAUCUCACAACAAUUAAGCCGAAAUAUUAUUGCGAUAAAAUCAUAAAAUUAAGAGAUAAAGAACAUGCAAAUGUUGAAAUAUUUGUACAAUAAAAAAAACAACACAAAUGGAGAACAAAAACAUGUCAAAAAUGAGAGAAAUGCCACACGUUGGUGGUGAGCCAGGCUACCGGUGGCGUUUCCGUGUCAUUUCCGUGUUUGGAGCGUUUGGAUUCCUCCAGUCGGCUACCGAGCUACUAUUGUUGACUAGCAUGUGUUACGUUUAGUCCGAUCCAAAGUGAACGGGGUGACGCAGGGAGACUCUUUUACGAGAUGAUUGUUGCAGGACAGCAAAAGCCUUUAUGGACCAAAGUCAUUCCAAGCAAUACAUAUGAUUUAUUUGAUCAACUACUGAGUUAUGCCUUAGAAAUCAAGAAUUCAAUCUGAAUAUUUAGAGGAUUCAUUGGAUGAUUUGCUCAAAAUGUCGGUGCUAAUUUUGUUAACAUGCUAAAACAGCACAUUUGUUAUUCAGGAAAAGCAUCCUUUUAAAGCAGUAAGUUUUUUUUUACAUGCAAUAACAGGGACGUGUACAGAAGUUUGUUAUUUACAUAAUGUUUUCAUGAUGCAGUUUUUUGUUGUGUAAUUAGAGGCUUUGGAUUGUAGAGUUUGAUUUAGAACACAGCUAUACAGUACGUCAUUUCAUGGUUAUGUCGUUUGGUUGUUUUCUAUCUGCGCACAUAGACCGCUGGAUGUUUUCUCUUGCUGUUUUUGUCAGCGUGCAUGAAAUGGAGAACUCGUGACUCCAAAGCUGCCACAAAAUCAGGUUGACAGUGCUCCUCAUCUUUUGUUUUUUUUUUUUAAUAUUUUGACACACUUCUUAUAUUCUUUGUAUGUUAUGUCUACAGUUUUAUCAUCAGCCGUCACAUUACAACUGCAGGGCAGUUCACAGAGCAUCUAAUUUAUUACAGACUUCCCGAGAGAAAUAGAAGAGAGUACUUGAAUAUCGACAAGCACCGACAUGGAACACUGUGUGCGCAGUCUAGAAACAGCUAGCCAGUCAAAUAAGGACUACCAGCUUUUUAGCACCUCGUUGCGUUGUUGACAUUUGUUACAUUUGAUGAGGUUUGAAUUCGGGUCAAAUACCGCAUGAAUUCACUGGACGCAAAAUUAGGUUCAGCUGUAUCAUCAGUCACAUCCAAUAUUGGGGAUAUUUUUCAUUAUAUUUUUAUAGAAAAUGGAUGGACGGGCAAUAUGGACGCAAAUAUAGGGUGCUAUUUUUCCAGAGAACGUCCUGUCUUCGGAAUCUAAUAACCAGAAGGUGUCAGAGCAGCUGCUACAUAGAAGUUUGUUUUUUUUAAAGCAUCUAAAAGGGUUAUAUUUAGUUAUGUCCGAUUUAGCUUUUUGCCAAAAACCGAUAUUGUCCAUCUCUCAAUUUCCGAUAUCAUAUCAAUACCCACACCGAUAUAUGUCACAUGACAUAUGCCCUGUAGUGGAAUGAACAUUUAUGUGACAUGAUUGGGAAAAAAUCUGAUACCGAUAUCAACCCAUGCUGAUAUCACGCCGAUAUUAUAAUCCAUCCAUCCCUUGUUAUGUUCACUUUAAGAUAAUGGUGAUCAAUGUAGCAAAGUCAUCUAACCAAAAUUUAAUAUCCUUAUUAAUUUUAAUAAUUUUAAUUUUAAUUAGGGGCGGCACGGAGGUCGAGUGGUUAGACCUCACAGCUAGGAGACAAGGGUUCAACUCCACCCUCGACCAUCUCUGUGUGGAGUUUGCAUGUUCUCCCCGUGCAUGCGUGGGUUUUCUCCGGGUACUCCGGUUUCCUCCCACAUUCCAAAAACAUGCUAGGUACCAUAAUGUAGGUAUGAAUGUGAGUGUGAAUGGUUGUUUGUCUAUAUGUGCCCUGUGAUUGGCUGGCCACCAGUCCAGGGUGUACCCCGCCUCUCGCCCAAAGACAGCUGGGAGAGGCUCCAGCACCCCCCGUGACCCUUGUGAGGAAAAGCAGUAGAAAAUGAAUGAAUGAAUAAUUUUAAUUAAUUUUAAUCUACCAACUGGUACACUGUGUUUUUAUGAAAAGUCACGUCUUAAAAAAUAUUAUUUUUAAAAACAGUAGGGAUCGUCUUAUAUCAUAUUAUUUGGGUCUCACAGAAACUAUGAUGCCUUUAAGGGUCGCUCAGCAAAGUGCGAAAUCUCAACGCUUGACAAAAAAACAUGACCAUUGUGGGCUUUUUGUAUACAGUGAUACAUAUGCUCCAAUUAUUUAUGGACAGUUGGUACAACUAUGUAAUAUUAUUAUUAUAUAUAUUUUUUUAAACUUUCAUUAAGUUGAGCAGCUGUGCCUAAUGAAGUGUCCAGUGAGAGUAUUUUGGAAAAGGGGUUAAAAAAAGUUGGUAUUCCUUUAAUACUCAUCAAUUUUCAUGUCAUUAUUUUUUGUUUUGUUUUUGUACGUUUUGGUGUUUUUCACCUGCAUCACGCAGUCAUGCCAUGUAUGAACGCUGGUACAAAACACGUUCCAAAUCAAUUGUGGUUUCACAAGGAAUGUUGCCUUAUUGCCAUAAAUGAUAAGUCAUAUAAAGUCUAUAAAGUUUGUAUCUAUUUUUCAUUCACAAUUUUUCUUCUAUUGCCAUAAAGAAGGAGCGAGUUGUUAUCCAACUUACGUAUUGAACUUCAAACAUGUCCACUUUUUCACGGCAUAUAUAUAUCUUUGAGAUUAUUUUCAAUGCACUUGACACUGUUUUGUUUUGUUUUGACACGUGUUCGAGUGACAUUGUCAUCUGUAGGUAUUAUUACUCGCAGGACUCGUAUGCUAUGUGGUCUUGGCCUCAAAGAAAUGACAAGAGAACAGCCUUUACCGUUGGCCUUUACCAAUGUAGAUACAGUACAUGACAUUCCUAAUACAGAUGUGUUAUGCCAAUCUGUGUUUUUAACAUAUAAACAGCAGAUAUAUAUGAUUUGAAUUUUUGAACUGUAUCAAUAAAGGUUGAC
Doryrhamphus excisus (bluestripe pipefish) is the source of this 6030-nucleotide messenger RNA. It is a transcript of the gene antxr1c, whose product is annotated as ANTXR cell adhesion molecule 1c. NCBI's taxonomy places the organism in Eukaryota, Metazoa, Chordata, Actinopteri, Syngnathiformes, Syngnathidae. Gene Ontology annotation, molecular function: transmembrane signaling receptor activity. Gene Ontology annotation, cellular component: plasma membrane; cell surface. The record is from RefSeq and is a predicted model, not a curated record.